AUUUCAUGAAAUGUCCAAAAUGUAAGCCAGAAUGCAAGCCGAAUUGUUAGGUUAUGCCCUAGUUGUGACUUGAUAUUUUGAAGCAAAUUAAGCAUCUUAAGUAUUUUCCAUUAUGUCUGACCUCCGAAAAACAGUGCUAGGUCUCCAUACUAAACGUUCCAGCUCCUCAAACUCAAGACUGGCAGCUUCAAAGCAAAAUUUCGGUCCUGUGAAGUGGUCAACCUAUUUCGAGAAAGAAGACACCAUUGAGACACCUAAUGGCAAAUUUCAUGUUUACAGUAAGGGUACCGAAGGCCCCAUUUUAAUGUGUCUACAUGGCGGCGGUUAUUCAGGUCUUACAUGGGCUCUUUUUACUGAUGAAGUUACAAAGACCAUUCACUGCCAGGUAAAGGCACUUGAUCUGAGAGGGCAUGGCAAAACUACUACAAAUGAUGAUUUGGAUCUCUCAUUAGAAACGUUGGCCAAUGAUGUUGUAGAUGUAAGCAAGAAGAUAUUAGAUGGCAGUGAUACUCCUAUCAUUUUGCUAGGCCAUAGUAUGGGAGGUGCUGUAGCAGUAGAAGCCGUUCAACAUAUGGAUAAUGUAGGAGGGUUGUGUGUCAUAGAUGUUGUUGAAGGUACUGCUUUGGAUGCAUUGUCUUCGAUGCAAAGCAUACUCCGAGGACGACCCACUCAUUUCCGCAGUAUACCUCAGGCAAUCCAGUGGUGCUACAAGAGUGGGCAAACCAACAACUUAGAGGCAGCUAAAGUUUCUAUGCCUGGUCAGAUAAUUAGCGUCACAACAUUGAAGUUAGCUGCAGAUGAGUGUGAUGAGGUUGAAACUGAGAAGGAAGAUCUAGAUGCUUUAGGAAGAAGAAGUGUAGCAUCAUCAGCUUGUAGUCUCACUGAGGUGGCAGAAGAGCCUGAAGAAAAAGACAACAUUGUGCAAUCUGGCGAAGAGACAAAAUGCAAUGAUUGUGGUAAACCGCCAUUGCCGAAAUCCCAACGUACCGACGAUUCACCCUCCAGCCCUCAACAGGGCCAGAUGGGGCCCCCUCUAAACGCGCCCCCCAUUCAUCAGAGCGCUACGGAUGCUGCCUUCCAGCACCAGUAUAAAUGGAGGAUAGAUCUCAGCAAGACAGAGAAGUUUUGGACAGGCUGGUUCACCAACCUCUCUCAUAAGUUUUUGGAGGUGAAGGUGCCCAAGUUGCUGUUGUUGGCUAAUAUACAUGGGUUGGAUACCACACUUACUGUUGGGCAAAUGCAGGGAAAGUUCCAGCUGCAAGUGCUGCAAAAAUCCGGCCAUGCUAUUCACGAGGACCAACCGCACAAUGUAGCUGAGCUACUCAGUGGAUAUCUGGUGAAACAAAAGAUUGCUUUGCCAAAGGAUGGAUUUUCACAUAACAAUGUGCCAUCUUGUUAAGAAAGUAUUUAAUACGUCUAGGAAUGGAUUUUAACAAAUUCUGAUUUGAUUUGAAGAGUUUUCUGAUUUUUGUGCUCAAAAUAGCUAUUUUUUAUCAAUUCAUGUAUUUAUAGAUAAUUCUCCUGAACACUAAGGCUCGAAAUACAGUACAUAUAAAGGGUGAUAUCCAUCUGUUGGUUAAUUUUUAAAUCGAUGGUUAAACUGAAAACGCAGAGGUCUUUUUCCAAACAGGUUUUUUAUUUGAGAGUACUAUCCUUUAAGUUAACAAUGAAACACAAUCUCAUUCACAUGCGCACCACUGCUGAGUAUGACGUAGCCGAUUCUGUCGACCCAAUUUUUCAGUACAUUUUCCAAAGUCUAUGGCAUUAUCUCACCAAUGGCUGCAUGACUUGGUCUUCAAGUGCUCAGUCGUCGCUGGGGCAUCCUCAUAGCAUUUAUGUUUUACGCUUCCCCACAAAAAAUACGAGUAAUACAAUCGCAGCUUCGCGGUGGUCAAGUCACAUCAUCAAAACGGCUGAUUACGCGAUUUUCGAACUGUUCUUGACGAAGAGCGAUUGUUUCGCGCCUGGUGUGGCAGGUCGCGCGGUCUUGCUGGAACCACAAGCCAACCAAGUCUUUUUAUCGGUUUUCGAAAAAAAAUAAAUAAAUAAAAAUAAAUAAUAUGCUCCGAUAGCGUACACCGCGUCCUUCAUCUUCGAAAAAAAAAGGGCCAAUAAUGCCACCAAACAGUCACGCGUGGCGGAUGCAUUGGCUUUAAGGUAAUUUCAUUUGGCUAUUCUGAGCACCAAAUAUGGCAAUUUUGCUUAUUGACCUAGCCACCAAGAUGAACAUGGCCCUCGUCCGAAAAAAUUAUUUUUCGAUUAAAAUGGGGGUUCUCGUUCAAGCGUCCAAUUGUGAACGCUUCCCAAUUUAUACCUAACAACAAUGCACCCUUGAGAGACCCUCAAGAGGAGAUUUAUUCCUUGCUUUUCACAGCAAGCUGUAACAGGAAAAGUACGAAUAUUCCAAGAUUAUGAUAAUUUAAAUAUUUGUAAAACAAUGAAAUCUUGCGAAUAUUUUUAAAAAAUAUGGCAUAUCACUGAUCGCACUUACCGGGCACUCCUUAGGGAUAUCUUUGUUUAUACUCUCCAUUUCUCUUUUUGAAUGAACAUAGGGUAAGGGCGGGUAAGAGUACGCUGUUUUCAGAAAACAUUUUAUUUUUAACAAAAUAAAAAAAUUAAACUCAAUUUAUAAAUAUAGGAAAUAACUCAUGGUUCUUAACCCUUAAAUGACAACAUGAAAAUAUUCAUACACGAAUGACAACAUGGGGUCGCAUGUGACCCCAAGCAGGACUACUGUUAUUGAUGAUAUUUUUCAAUAAAAAAAUUAAUUAGUUUUAGGCAGAGAAAACAUAAGGAAUACAACAUUCUUAAAUACAAAAUGAACAAACAGCCUGGCUGUGUUACGCUUGCAUGUUACACAGUUAUCUCUGCCUUUUCUGCCUACAGUUCUGGGACAUAUAUGGAGCAGCGUUUAUUUCCUUUGGUUUCCAGUAUAGGUGAUACCUGGUUUACAAUAUCCCGUUCUGCUAUAUCCAAUACCUGUGAUAAAUUUGUUAUUUCAAGCAUCCUCUUCAUGUGUUAUUUGGCAAGCUCUUCACCCAGCUGCAUUAGUAACAUUAGUCGCGGUGUUUUCAUAGUAUUAGAACUAUUGGGUUCGUAGAGCAGAUAAGAAUUCACAGCACCCCCAUCAAGCAUACUGUAUAAUACUCUAAGAGGCCAUAUUUUCGUUCUUGAUACGGACUUACUGUGUCAUAGCUGGUAAAAAACAUCGACUCUACCUUUGAUAGCAUUAGAAAAUAAAUUAAUUUCGGAUUUCCCUGAAUUCCGGUCAACCUCGUUAUCGUUAUGCAUUGUUUACAUGAGUAUUACUACCUUAUUUUUUUUAGGAAAUGAGACGCCAAAACUACCUCUCCAUCGAAAGCAAAUGUGUUAGGCUCUAAUAUUUUUGGUUUAAGAAAUUCGGUUGGAAUUUCUGGUUUAUUUUUCCACAAACGUUAGUCCUACUUCCUUCAAUGAUUCUGCCAUGUCCAUAGAGGAAAACCAAUUAUCUACAGUGAUAUUUCUAUUAGUUUUGUCGAUUGGUUCGGGUAAUUUUAGAAUAUAUUGUGUCGGUAACGGAAGGUUAGUUGCACGACCUUCUUUGCCAAUAUACGGUAUUGCUGAAAACAUAUAGAACAUUUUUGCAUCACACAAGAUCAUUAUUUUGAUGCCGUAUUUAUCAGGCUUAUUUGGGAUAUACAUGCGAAAUGGACAGCUGCCUCGAACACCGAUAAGUUGUUCAUCAACAGUAACGUAUUCCGCUGGCGUGUAAGUAUUUCGACAAUUUUCAACAUAUCUUUCUCAAAUAUUUCGAAUAGCACAAAAAUUAUCUAAUUCUCUCCUUUGGUUUCGGGCUGUUUUAUCAUUGAAUUAAAGAUUUUUUAUACGAAAAGAAAAUCUGCUUUUGCUCAUGGUGACUCUAAAAACUGGUGCGCCAAACUUUUUAGACCACAGCUCCUCUAGGUUAACAUGAUUAUUCUUCAAUAUACCACUUAUGUAUAGUAAACUAAAAAGUGCUACUAAUUCCGUUUUAUCGGUCUGUCCUGUAUAUCUUUGUGAUGUUUAAAACUGUGUCUGAUUGCUGCUUAUUUCUUCAUUUGUAUGAGUAACAAUUGUAUGCAUGAUGUUCUCAUCAAAAAACAAUUUCCACACCUCAAAUUCGGUUUUCGCAGUACUUUAGGCCCAGGAAGAUGCAGAACCAAAUUUUUCUUCAUUGUUCGUGCAUUUUUUGCAUGAAAAGGUUUCAAGUUCCAUUUGUAACAAUUUUUUCCAUAAAUCACUUUUCUUUGUAGAUCUGCUAACAGUAUCUCAUCGUCGGAUGACUCGUCUUUAAUAGGUUCAUACACUAUUUCGUCGACCUACACUUUUUCUUCUUCCUAACGAUCUUCAGCUUCACUUCCACUAUCACUCAAGUCAUUAUUACUAUAGUCACUAUCCUCUUCCCUCUUUCGUAGUGACUUACAAUCUUUUCGAGUUCUUUGUCACUUAAAUAUCUUUUAUGCGUAGACAUAGUUUUUUAUUCCGCAAAUAACAACACGGGUCACGGGCGACCCCAAUAACCUAUAAAUCGGAUAAUAAUUGUCGACC
Molecule: messenger RNA, 4566 nt
Organism: Acanthoscelides obtectus
Lineage: Eukaryota; Metazoa; Arthropoda; Insecta; Coleoptera; Chrysomelidae
Source: the annotation of a GenBank genome assembly